AUGGUCAAUGAAUUUCCAAAAACGGAACAAUUAAUUUUACGCGAGUCGGAUGACGUCAUCAUCCUUAGUUCUCUGCAGCUCGCUAAAGGUCAAGUCGAUGCUCAGAAUCAACCCGGAGAACGUCCAGGAAAACAAUAUCGGUUUCCUGAUGACUUAAAACCUGUAGACGACGUGUAUGCUAACGGUAAACUAUACAAAGGAAGUGGGAAACUUGAAGGAAAGGUUGCGUGGAUCAGCGGUGGUGAUAGUGGAAUUGGUCGCGCAACAGCAAUCUUAUUCGCGUUGGAAGGCGCAGAUAUGACCAUUGUAUUCAAAGAUGGCGAGGAGAAGGACGCAGAGGAUACCAGGAACUAUAUCCGUCAAAAAACCAACAACACCAGAACUAUCCACCUCGUAUCCGCAGAUCUACGUAACGAAUCCAACUGGCUCACGGCGUCCCAAUGGGAAGACACAUUCGCGUUGAACAUUCAUUCGUAUUUCCACAUUACCAAAGCUGCAUUACCCUACAUGCCUCGCGGGGGUAGUAUCAUGAAUAUGGCUAGUAUCAACGCGUUUGUGGGUCGUGACGAUUUACUCGAUUACACGUCGACCAAGGGCGCUGUUGUGAGCUUCACCAGAGGUUUGAGUAACCAAGUUGUUGGUGAAAAAGGUAUACGUGUUAAUGCCAUUUGCCCAGGACCCAUCUGGACACCACUUGUUCCAUCAACGUUUUCGAAAUCCAAUGUUGAAGAGUUCAGCUCUGGCGGAGGAGUUCCCAUGGGUAGAGCUGGUCAGCCCGUCGAAGUUGCUACGUGUUGCGUUUUUCUGGCUAGUGAAGACUCAAGCUAUAUCUCUGGCAAUAUGAUUCAUCCAAACGGCGGCGUCGUGAUAAACUGA
Molecule: messenger RNA, 876 nt
Organism: Lentinula edodes (shiitake mushroom)
Lineage: Eukaryota; Fungi; Basidiomycota; Agaricomycetes; Agaricales; Omphalotaceae
Product: NAD-P-binding protein
Exons: 6
Coding region: 1-876 (291 amino acids)
Molecular function (GO): oxidoreductase activity
Source: RefSeq, a predicted model, not a curated record